CGAAAAACGAGCUCGGGAGUCUCAUGCUUCGCCUGUUUUCUGGAGUCCCGGUUCCGGGGCGUCAGGGUGUUUAUUUGAGGAGGCAAGAGACUCUGUCGAAGACCUCGCAGAGAGUCCAACCGUUCCAAUCUUCACGUCGCUUGCUGAGUUUCUCUCCCAGGUUUCCUCGCUUUCAGAAGGCUUCCUGAAAUCCUUCAAAUCCACGCGGAGGAAAACACGCAAACCAACGGCCGUCGAACACUGCGGUGUACAGACACCGGCUUCUUCGCGUCUACCACACUUCUUCGGCAAAAUGCUGCCCUCUUCCCGUCUCCCUCCGCUUUCAUAUUCCUCCUCUCUCUCUUCCUCUGUGCCUUCUUUUUCCUCGUUUUCUGCCUCUCCAUCUUCUUCUGCUUCUUCCUCUGUAUCUUCUUCACCGUCCUUCCAGUCUCCGCCGUCUUCCGCUGGCUCGUCUUCUCGACCCUCUCCUCAGUCUUCCUCUCUCUCUUCCUCUCUCUCUUCCUCUCUCUCUUCCUCUCUCUCUUCUUCUCUCUCUUCUUCUCUCUCUUCUUCUCUCUCGUCUUCUCUUUCUUCUUCUCUCUCUUCCUCUCUCUCGUCUUCUGUUCCGUUCUCUGCGUCUUCUUCCCCGUCUGCGUCUGAGUGGGCUGCUUUGCCUUCCGCUCCGGACUUGUCUGCGGCAGAGUACUCGAACGCCUCUCGCUUGAACUGCGUGGUUGGCGCGCCGGCGGAGCCUCCUGCCUGUCUGCUUGCCUCGCUGCGCGCUCCUCUCCGGCUGCCGGACGGCGCGCCCACUGCCUCGGCGCUCUCUUCGUGCGUCUCUUCGCCAUUUCUGUCGCCACUCGCGGCGCCUGCGUUUCCAGAGAAUCCUCGUUCCUGGCCGCAGAGUCCGAGCUUCCGAGUCCAAGGCCCUCGCGCGAACGUCCUCACGCCCUGCCGGAGCAACCAGUUGACGCGUCGACGGCUAUCCUGUCACUCCGCGGACUCCGUUCGAGCUGCGGAUGCAGCGUCGUCUGUCUGCGGCGUCGCUGAAAGUCCCGAAAUGUCGGCCGAGGUCUACGGCUUCGUCUCUUGGAUCGCCUCCUUCGCGGCCUUCCUCUUCUUCUUCCUCUGGGCCGUCGUCCCCCACAGAUACUUCCACCAGGUCUCCAUCACCUACCUCGUCGACCCGUACUGGGCUCUCGCGUUCCCCGUCAUUCUCUUGAUCUGUCUUGCGACAACCUUCUUCCUCUACACAGCUUCGACUCUGCUGAAGACGCAGCCUCUGGAGUCCUUCAGUCUUCUCCCGGGUCGCGCACACCUCGCCGCCAUGCCCGACAAAAUGACUGCAAUUCUCUGGAGCGCAGCAGACCUCUCCUCCCAAGCGAUCGUCGACAUCGCCACCAAGCGCAAGAAAUGCUACGAAGAUCCUUCCUCGGUUCUGCCUUCUCCUCCUCCCCGGCGCAUUCAAGUACCGGAGAUCUACGACCUCCCGCCGGGCGCUCUCAACAGGAUCAUGUUCCCUCUUGCUGUCGAGUAAAUGAACUGCUGCAGGACACUCGAAGUGCAAGUUGGCCCAUGUUGGGGUGUACGUACACCCGGCGAGAGGCCGAGAAGCGCUGCGGAAUUCGGGUGUGGAGGAGGCGAUCGAUGCUGCUUUGCUUUUGUUCAAGGGUGUGGUUUGACGGCGUCGGCAGGGGCGUCGAACGCGCGUCGCAUGAAAAGAAGCGAAACAACGCUCUCCAGAUCUAGACAAGAGGUGUGUCGCGUCGCGUUAGAAACAUCCGAAAACAGGUACUCCUUCUCAAAGCGUUUUUGUGGGAUCGUCAGGAUGAAGGCAGCGCUAAUCGUUUCAAUGAACAGUGUCGUUGUCGAAGCCGGGUCUCUUCGGACUUCUUUUCUCUCCGACACCGUCAGUUUCGUCCGUCUCUCCUUCGUUCCUUCCCCCGUCUUUGUGCCUUUCGCGUUCCUCCUGUCGUUUCCUCCUCACCCGUUCCCUUCAACAGACUUGAAGUUUUCUCCAGUGCAAAUUUACUCCUUGCCUUUCUCGAAGGUCGC
Toxoplasma gondii ME49 is the source of this 2034-nucleotide messenger RNA. Its product is annotated as PIG-P protein. The record is from RefSeq and is a predicted model, not a curated record. Lineage: Eukaryota; Apicomplexa; Conoidasida; Eucoccidiorida; Sarcocystidae. The transcript is spliced from 3 exons. Bases 293 to 1516 code for a protein of 407 amino acids.